This is a messenger RNA of Ziziphus jujuba (common jujube), 1110 nucleotides long. RefSeq names its product putative receptor like protein 25. Bases 1 to 1110 code for a protein of 369 amino acids. The record is from RefSeq and is a predicted model, not a curated record. Gene Ontology annotation, molecular function: protein binding. NCBI's taxonomy places the organism in Eukaryota, Viridiplantae, Streptophyta, Magnoliopsida, Rosales, Rhamnaceae. The transcript is spliced from 2 exons.
AUGACUCCCGUGGAUACUGGUAAUGGUGACAGCUUCAUUGAUAAGUGGUUUUACUUGAGCAUUGGAUUGGGAUAUGCAACUGGAAUUCUUGUCCCGUACUUGAUAAUGGCGAUGAUAAAAUCUUGGAGCGUAGCCUACUUUGAUGUUGUUGAUAAAGUUGUGGAUAGAAUACUAUUAACGGGUAGAAUUCCACAAUGGAUUGGAGAAGGUUUUCAAAAUCCAAGUAUUCUUAGCUUGAGUUCGAAUGCAUUUUUUGGAGAACUUCCAUUGGCGCUGUCAAAUUUAAGCUCAAUUCAGCUCAUAGACUUUGCAGGAAAUCAGUUAAGUGGCAGCAUACCUGCUAGUUUGGGAAAUCUCAAAGCUAUGACCCAAGUUCACAACCAUAACCAUUAUCGCUUAUAUGGGGGUUCGAAUGGUUAUUAUGAGGAAAAUUUUGUUGUAACCACAAAAAACCAGCAUCUGGAAUUCACCAAGAGCCUCUCCCUUGUAGUCAGCUUAGAUCUCUCGGGAAAUAAUUUGAAUGGAGAUCUUCCUGGAGAGAUAACAAAUUUGUUGGGCGUAGUGUUUCUGAACUUGUCCAGAAACCAUAUCAGUGGACACAUUCCCGAAAGCAUUUCGAGGUUGACACAAUUGUCAUCACUUGAUCUCUCACACAAUAAGUUUUCAGGUGCUAUUCCUCAGAGUUUGGGAUCACUCUCAUUUUUGGGGUAUCUGAACCUGUCGGACAAUGACUUCACUGGUAAGAUUCCCCACAAAGAUCAAAUGAUCACUUUCAGUGCAUCCUCUUAUGUUGGAAAUCAUGGCCUUUGUGGUAGUCCACUUGAUGUAAAAUGUCCAGGUGAUGAAGACGAUGAUGAUACAAAUAAGGGAUCGACUAUUCACAAGGAUAAUAGUAAUGGUGACAGCUUCGUAGAUAAUUGGUUUUACCUGAGUGUUGGAUUGGGAUUUGCAGCAGGAAUUAUUGUUCCUUUUCUGGUAAUGUCAAUUAGAAAGUCUUGGAGUGUUGCCUACUUUGAUGCUGUGGAAGAAGUUUCUGAAAGAAUACUAUAUUUGUGGUUAAAAUAUAGAACCAUGCAGCAGAGGAACAGAGGACAUCAGCAUAGAAGAUAA